Rhineura floridana is the source of this 4248-nucleotide messenger RNA. RefSeq names its product myocardin related transcription factor B (gene MRTFB). Gene Ontology annotation, biological process: smooth muscle cell differentiation. Lineage: Eukaryota; Metazoa; Chordata; Lepidosauria; Squamata; Rhineuridae. The transcript is spliced from 17 exons. Bases 421 to 3783 code for a protein of 1120 amino acids. The record is from RefSeq and is a predicted model, not a curated record.
UUCUGGACCAGCCCUGUGGGAUGGGCAGAAGUGCUACAGUGGCUCCAUUCAUACCUGCGACAUCAUGUCCAGAGAGUAGUCUUGGGAGAGUGUAUUGGGAGGCCACUGUUUGAAGGAAAGGAAGGGGGGCUCAAUGCAAUCACUUGUCCCCCUCAACACACAUGCUUAGCACUGAUGGGAUACAGAUUUUUUAUUUUUUUGGAGCAGGGGGAUAUCACUGUUAACAACAUUGCUUCCCCCCCCGCCUUGUCCUGAAUUACAUUUUGUACCUUUCACUUAUGCUAUCAGAAGUAAAAUCUUUAACUUUUUUUGGUGGGAAGAACUUCCUUGCUGCACUGAUGCAGAGGGAGAUGCACAACCUUGAAGUCCAUAAAGAACAGAUGUUGCUGCAAAGGGGAGGGUUGGAUUCUUAUUGGCCAGAUGAAAUGCUUUGGGGCCCUCAGUCAAUGGGCCACCAGUUUUCUUUCACUCAGCUUUUUGAACACAAUGGAACACUUGGGGACGGUAGAUACAGAAGAUGAAUCAGGAUCAUUACCACGCCUUGCACCUAGUCCUCAUAGUGAGGCAGUUGCUCAUGAAUUUCAGGAACUCUCCUUGCAACCCAGCCAGUAUUUACCUCCCCUCAAUGAAAGAAAGAACGUACUUCAGCUGAGGCUACAGCAAAGGCGGACAAGAGAACAGCUGGUGGACCAGGGAAUCAUGCCACCUUUGAAGAGCCCAGCUGCAUUCCAUGAGCAGAUAAAGAGCUUGGAAAGAGCCAGGACGGAAAACUUUCUGAAGCACAAGAUACGCAGUAGACCUGAUAGAUCAGAGUUGGUCAGAAUGCACAUUCUUGAAGAAACAUUUGCGGAACCCUCUCUACAGGCAACUCAGAUGAAACUGAAGAGAGCACGAUUGGCAGAUGAUCUGAAUGAGAAGAUUGCUCAGAGGCCUGGUCCUAUGGAACUUGUAGAAAAAAACAUCCUUCCUGUAGACUCCAGUGUGAAAGAAGCAAUUAUAGCAGUUGGUCAGGAGAACUAUCCUCAAGGACUGGAUGAUUUCUCUUUUGAUGAAGACAGCAGUGAUGCUUUAUCUCCAGAUCAGCCUGCCAGUCAGGAAUCUCAGGGCUCAGCAGCAUCCCCUGGCGAGCCCAAAACAAGGGAAGCGCCAUCACCAGUCAUACCAGCUUCCUCUACUAAUCAGUAUCCCACCAUAACAUCAUCAGUACCUGAAUUUCUGAAGCCACCUGUCACAGAUCAGCAAACAACCCGCUCUGCAACUGCUGCUUCUCUUACCACAAAUACCGUCUCUGCAGCAAAACACAGCAGUGGGCCAACACUAAUAAAGCAACCCCACCCCAAGAACCCCAGUGACAAGUCCCGGAGCAAGAAAAGCAAAGAACCAAAGCCCAGAGUGAAGAAGCUGAAGUACCACCAGUACAUCCCACCUGAUCAGAAAGGUGAGAAGAAUGAGCCACAGAUGGACUCCAACUAUGCUCGCUUGCUACAACAGCAGCAGCUUUUUUUGCAACUGCAGAUCCUGAGCCAACAGCAGCAACACUACAACUACCAGGCGAUUCUUCCUGCACCACUCAAGCCAGUGAGUGACAAACAGAGUAACCCUGGGAACACACCACUGAAUACUUUGAGCAAUAGUACCUCUUCAGCAGCAGCCAGCAUGCCAAGACAGAACAAUAAUAUUUCCAACAGAAAACCCGGACCCCUGCCUCCUAGCUUGGAUGAUUUAAAGGUAGCUGAACUGAAAAUGGAACUAAAGCUAAGAGGACUCCCAGUGUCUGGAACGAAAAUGGAUCUCAUUGAGCGUCUGAAACCCUAUCAGGAUCUUGACAAUAAUUCUGUCAGCACAAGUAACACAGUAGCAGUAACCCCUUCCACAAAUGGUACCAGCAAUCCUGGAGAAGUAACAGCAGUAUUCCCUGUUGCUACAUUAAAUAAACCUGCAGCUAGCUCCGUUCCCAGCUUUUCUUCAGAAACAGCGUCUGUUGGAACUGGUAGCAAAUCAACACCUAUGGAAUGCAUCAACUCCCCUUUGCCCAUUUCCCCAUCUCCUUCAGAGCAAUCCAGUCUCAGCACCGAUGACCCUAAUGUGGCAGAGACUUUGACAGAAAUUAUGACCAUGAUGUCCCCAUCCCAGUUCCCAAACACAUCACCUCUCCGAGCGACCACCAACGAGGACAGUCACAGCAGCGGGAACAUGUUAAACAUGGAGCUUGAUGCAGCAGAAAAGGACCGUAAGCUUCAAGAAAAAGAGAAGCAGAUUGAAGAGCUCAAGAGGAAGCUGGAGCAAGAGCAGCAAUUGGUGGAAGUGCUGAAAAUGCAACUUGAAGUUGAAAAGCGGGGGCAGCAGCAGCAACCCCAAGCCUCAGCUAAUAUAGUCUUGACUCUGAAUCAGAAGCAUAUCAAUCCUGCUGUCAAAGAGGAAGGCACUUUAGCAGAUUGCUCUGACGCAAAGCAAUCCGUAUCUGAAGCCAACCAUUCUUUAGGACAACCAGCAUCAGUGGAUGUCCAGAACCUAGUUGCCAAAAAGGCGAUUGUUAUCAAACAGGAAGUACCUUUGGCCAAAGCUGAGCCACAGAAUGUCAUAUCUCAGUUCUAUGUAAGUUCGCAGAGACAGCCACAAACUGCUGUUGUUGCCCAGCCUCAAGCUGUACUUACUGCACAAGGAACAGCACAGCUGCUACUACCGGUCUCUCUCCAAGGUCCAAAUUCAGCCACUUCAGUGCAGCUACCUGUGGGCAAUAUCCAGGCCCAGCCACAAUCUGGCAUUCCAAUCUUGGCACAAGUUUCUACUUCCUCUUGUUUGGCCCAGAAAGUACCACAGAUGCACACGUCGGCAUCCAAAGAAAAUGCUUCCCCACAGCAUGCACUUGGUCAGACCCCACAAAGCAGAAGGGUAUUUCCUCCUACCUCACCAAAUGCAGCGUUUUCCUAUCAGAAUCAGUCUGUUACAACUCUGCAGCAACCUUUGUUUAAUCAGACAUCAAAUACCACAGUUCACUCAGGGAACCAGGUGCCCUUGGUGCAAAAUGGACCCAGUGCGCCUCAGAAGCCUGCCUCCCAGUCUCAGUCCCAACAGUACAUUUUACAACAAUCUCUGUUCAGCAAUUCAGUAACGAAGACGAAAGAUCCUCCACGCUAUGAAGAAGCCAUCAAACAGACACGCAGCUUGCAGGCUUCCCAGCGAGAGAUUUCCAGUGCACACAGCCAGCAAAUGGAUGACCUUUUUGAUAUUCUCAUUAAGAGUGGAGAGAUUUCCAUGCCUACCAAGGAAGAACCUUCUCUGAUUUCCAAAAUGAGACCAGUUACUGCCAAUAUCACCACAAUGCCAGUGAACACAGUGGUGUCUCGUCCACCACCCCAAGUCCAAAUGGCCCCUCCCCUUUCCUUAGAACCAACAAGCAAUUUCUCUAUAUGUCUGGAGAAUCAGCUAGAAGCCCUCUUGGAAGGAACUCUACCGUCAGGGAGUGGAAUGCCUCAAUUGGCGAGUAGUAAUGAGGACAGGGAGUCUUUCUCUCUAAUUGAGGACCUUCAAAAUGACCUCCUUAAUCACUCUGGCAUAUUAGAUCACUCACAAUCGCCUAUGGAAACAACAGAUUCGCAAUUCACUACUUCUAAUGCUUGCUUGUCUCUUGAUCUUCCGGACACAAAUUUAGACAACAUGGAGUGGUUAGACAUUACCAUGCCAAAUGCUUCAUCGGGAUUAACUCCUCUCAGCUCAACUGCUCCAAGUAUGUUUUCAACAGAUUUUCUUGAUCCACAAGAUCUACAGUUGCACUGGGAUUAACUAAAAAGGCAACGCCUACUUGACCAUGGUUUUUAAAGAUCCAUUUACAGUGAUGGUCCAUUGUUUCACUAUCCUUGUUUUCAGGCUAAUCUUGAAAAAUUAUCUUUAGGGUGUAAAAACAAAAUUAUUAAGAAUGUUUCACUAAGCUAAAAGCAUUGUAACCGUAUUGAUUUUUCCCCACUGGCAACCAUUUAAGGGUGGGGAAGAGUGAUAUUGGAUCUUAGUACAUUUUAAAGAGGAAAGCAAAAUGUAUUUGGGCAAAGGCAUAAUAUAACUGCACCUGACUGUUCCUGUAGACAGCCUGAGCCAAGCUUAAGCUGCGUUGUGAAAGCUCCGGCUGCUGAUGGGAUUUGAUGAAAUGGCUGACGCUCUGUAUUUGGAUUGUUUCAUGAGUUUAAAAAAAUCUCUUUCACCUUCCUGGCUUUCAGUUUAAAAAUCUUGAGAAACAAUUACGUCUUAACAUCU